Molecule: messenger RNA, 732 nt
Organism: Arachis duranensis
Lineage: Eukaryota; Viridiplantae; Streptophyta; Magnoliopsida; Fabales; Fabaceae
Exons: 6
Coding region: 13-588 (191 amino acids)
Source: RefSeq, a predicted model, not a curated record
UCAGUGAUUGUGAUGAUGGCAACACUCUUCAACGCAGCUCUUGGGAUUCCUUCAUCUCCUUGCUUCUCAUUUUCAAAACAACUCACUCUUUCGCCUCUCCGUUGUUUGAGGAACAAUCAGGAUGUCAAUGGCUAUCAUGAACAUAGGUUAGAGAUUCAAGGUGAUAAAAAUGUGGAGAAAUCUAAGCCAAUAACCGGUGAUGACCAUGCAAAGCCAGAUUUUUUGGGUACGCUCAGAGAAUUUGAGCAGAACAUAGUAUACCUGAACAACGAGCUGCUCAAGGUCAUAGACGAACUUCACAAAACAAAAAGAGAAAAACAGUCUCUACUUAGUCUGGCAGAGAAAUUAGAAGCGGAAAAGAUGGCUGGUGCUGGUAGAGAUAACCAAUUAGGUUGUUCGGAUUUGCUGCUUCGGAUAGGCUCAAUGGUCCUUAACAAUGUGAUUAGCCCCGGGGAAGCAUCUGAAUUAAGAAGAUUGGUGAUAAGCCACAUAGUGGGUGCAUAUGAUGAUUUUAAUGUUACUGCAAACAAAGGAGAUUCUGAACUUCUUGAGGAACUUCGUCAGUUUUCAUAUGGAAGCAAAAAGUAAAUCCUGCCAUCAUUUGGCGAUUUUCUUCUUUCUUCUUUGAUCCUCACAACAAUUUUCUACAGUUUCCCUUUGUCAAAGAUAUUUUAAAUCUGAUUGAUCUCUUUGUAUCAACUUUAUUCAGGAGUGGUUUUCAUAUUGUUCACA